UGUGGCACCGGCUGGGUGGAGGCAGGGCCCAGACAGCACUGCCCUUCCGACCUCCCUCAGGCUUUUUUCAGUGGUAAAGAAUGCGCCCCAAGGGUCUCUGCCAGGCCUGACCCCACUGCUGGGGCUCUCUGUCCCCAGGAACAGCGAAGAUGGCAAGUGAAUUGCGCUCUUCUCUGCCUAGCUGCCUCCUCUCCCUCCUCCUCCUCCUCCUCCUCCAGCUGUCUUCCAGCUAUGCAGGACAGUUCAGAGUGAUAGGACCAGGGCACCCCAUCCGGGCUCUGGUCGGGGAUGAAGCGGAAUUGCCCUGUCGCAUAUCCCCUGGGAAGAACGCCACAGGCAUGGAGGUGGGGUGGUACCGCCCGCCCUUCUCUAGGGUGGUCCAUCUCUACCGAAACGGCAAGGACCAAGAUGGAGAGCAGGCACCUGAAUAUCGGGGACGGACCGAGCUGCUGAAAGACUCCAUUGGUGAGGGGAAAGUGACCCUUAGGAUCCGGAAUGUGAGGUUCUCGGAUGAAGGAGGUUACACCUGCUUCUUCCGAGAUCAUUCUUACCAAGAGGAGGCAGCCAUGGAAUUGAAAGUGGAAGAUCCCUUCUACUGGAUCAACCCCGGGGUGCUGGUUCUCAUCGCCGUUCUGCCUGUGCUCUUCCUGCAGAUCACUGUGGGUCUGGUCUUCCUCUGUCUGCAGCGCAGACUGCGAGGAAAACUUCGAGCAGAGAUAGAGAAUCUUCACCGGACUUUUGAUCCCCACUUUCUGAGAGUGCCCUGCUGGAAGAUAACCCUGUUUGUAAUCGUGCCGGUUCUUGGACCCCUGGUGGCCUUGAUCAUCUGCUACAACUGGCUGCACCGAAGACUGGCAGGACAAUUUCUUGAAGAACUAAGAAACCCGUUCUGAGUGAUGUGGCAUCUUGGCAGGGGUGGAGCAGAGCCUGGUUGGUCCGGGGAUUGGUCCGUGGGGCCGGGGCCACCUCACCCACCAAGUUGCACUCACUGGCCUCUUUGCUACAGGGGCCUCCAAUCUACACCUCCAGCAACACUCAGAAUUCAAAUAGAAUUCAUUUCCCUUUUCUGUCAUGUGCUUUUCCCCUUUCUUU
Messenger RNA from Tupaia belangeri chinensis (Chinese tree shrew), 1092 nucleotides. It is a transcript of the gene MOG, whose product is annotated as myelin oligodendrocyte glycoprotein. NCBI's taxonomy places the organism in Eukaryota, Metazoa, Chordata, Mammalia, Scandentia, Tupaiidae. Gene Ontology annotation, molecular function: signaling receptor binding. Gene Ontology annotation, biological process: T cell receptor signaling pathway; regulation of cytokine production. Bases 150 to 893 code for a protein of 247 amino acids. The transcript has 8 exons. The record is from RefSeq and is a predicted model, not a curated record. Gene Ontology annotation, cellular component: external side of plasma membrane.